Hordeum vulgare subsp. vulgare (domesticated barley) is the source of this 2655-nucleotide messenger RNA. Its product is annotated as putative UDP-glucuronate:xylan alpha-glucuronosyltransferase 3. Gene Ontology annotation, biological process: xylan biosynthetic process. Gene Ontology annotation, molecular function: glycosyltransferase activity. The coding region runs from base 1 to 2655 and encodes 884 amino acids. The transcript is spliced from 5 exons. The record is from RefSeq and is a predicted model, not a curated record. NCBI's taxonomy places the organism in Eukaryota, Viridiplantae, Streptophyta, Magnoliopsida, Poales, Poaceae.
AUGGCCGAGGUGAAUACCUCGGAAGCCGAGGACCAGAAGGUCCAGGUUACGAAAGAUGUGCACGCCACAAUGAACCAGGAGGCUCUAAUUGGAGCCAACUCCCCGGACAACAGUACUGAGGAUAUCGGCCCUUCAAAAGGUGGAAGGGAGGGUCUGAAUUCACCCGAGCUCCCUCCAACGUCCUCGGAGCUACCCUUGGUGUCGCCCGUGUCAGAACGGGCCACGGUCGAAGGAUCGACAGUGAUGGAGGAGAUCCUAGCCAACUCUUCCAUUGCCGAUGAGCACCGCACCUUAAUGGGUGUGGUCUUGCGGAGCAUUCAGUCUGUUAACAGCGGACUAAAUGAAGCCUUUACCGACUUAUUGACGGGCUUUAAGGCCUCGUCAUCGGCUGCCAAUGCUAGCGCAUUGGAAAUAGCCGAACUCAAUCGAAAACUUCAAGUUUCUGAUGAAGAUCUUGACCGCCUCAACGGUCGGUUUGACGAGAAGCAGGCAGCUCAAGACAAAGAGCUAGAGAAGCUCCGAGCGAAGGUGGAGAGGGCUAAACGAGAGGCCAUUUCACACAAUGUAACGGCUGAACAAGCAAUCGCCGAGCUGGACGCCCUUAAGGCGGUGAGAAAGCAAUAUGAGGUAAGGGUGAUGGAGGUCCAGCAGGAGCUGGAGGAGGUGAGCUUGAAGUGCGAGGCCUUUGAGCAAAAAUCCAAAGAUCAAGCGGCCGAGCAAACCAAGCUAUCCGCCGAGAUCCAAUUAGAGCGUGUAGAGCGGCGGUUCUUUGAAGAAGAAGUGCGGCAGGUCAAGCUUAUGGCAACCGAUACUGUGGGAACUAAGAAGGGCAUGCAGGAGCCGAGUGAUCGAAAAGAAAAGAUGGCUGCUCAUGCCCCCUUGUCUCCAGAGGCGCGCAGCCGUGCUGCCAUCCUGCCGCUGCUGCGUAUACUAGAAGAUCAUGGUGUAGAUGCGAGGAAGAGCAGGCCGGCGGCGACCUCCUCCAAGGCCGGCAGGAAGAAGAAGGUGCUGCUGCUCACCGUGGUAGUGUCCAUCGCGUUCUUGUGCGCCCUCCUCAAGACCAGAACCCUCUCCGGCCGGAUACUGCUCCACAAUCCUCCAGCUCCUACUAUCAGUAUCCCUCGCCCCCCCUACGCCGCUCACCGGCGCGUUCGGUGGGACAGCGUCACCGCCUCCCUGGUGGCAGCGCAGGCGGGUUCGGUGGCGCUGCUCAACUUCAGCCCGGCGGAGGUGAAGCGGUGGAGGAAGCUGCGGCCACUCCACACGACAGUCCGAGCAGUGCGGUUGCAGGCCGUGGACAGAGCCGUCACCUGGGCCGCCCUCUACCCGGAGUGGAUCGACGAGGACGGUAACGGCACCAGCAGCGGCAGGUGCCCCUCACUCCCAGAACCCGAAGAUCAAGGAGGUCGGCGCUUCGACCUCGUCGCCGUCAACCUCCCGUGCCGCAGCCGUAACGAUAGCGGCAGCUGGUCCAGGGACGUGGACAGGCUCCAUCUCCAGCUCUCCGCCGCCAAGCUCGCCGUCUCCGUCCACUCGUCACACGUCCUCCUCGUCUCUGACUGCCUCCCACUCCCCAACCUCUUCCCAUGCAAGCACCUCCUCCACCGACACGGCCACGCCCGGCUCUACAGGGCUCACGCUGCCUACCUCCGCCCGCGCACCCGCCUCCCCGUCGGCUCAUGCGACCUCGCCCUACGUCUUCCGACGAGUCCUACGAAGCCGCUUACGGUGCUCAGGCGGCGGCGGGAGGCGUACGCGACGGUGCUGCACUCGUCGGACGCCUACGUGUGCGGUGCCAUCGCGGUGGCGCAGAGCAUCCGGCAGUCGGGCUCCACUAGGGACCUGGUGGCGCUGGUGGACUACGGCAGCAUCGGAGCCGAUCAGCGAGCCGGCCUGACGGCAGCGGGGUGGCAGGUGCGCGCCAUGGACGGCCGCAUCCGCAACCCGCACGCCGUGCCUGGCACGUACAACGAGUGGAACUACAGCAAGCUCCGCCUCUGGCAGCAACUCACCGACUACCGCAGGAUCGUGUUCGUCGACGCCGACCAGCUCGUGCUGCGCAACAUCGACUUCCUCUUCGACGCCCCGGAGGUGAGCGCCACCGGGAACAGCCGGACGCUCUUCAACUCCGGCGUCAUGGUGCUGGAGCCCUGCAACUGCACGUUCGACAUGCUCAUGGCGCGCGUCCGCGACGUCCGGUCAUACAACGGCGGCGACCAGGGGUUCUUCAACGAGAUCUUUACAUGGUGGCACCGCCUGCCGCGCACCGUCAACGUCCUAAAGUACUACCACCAACAGGGCCAUGCUGGUCCUGCAGCCUCGGCGCCGCCGUCGCCGGAGCCGUACCUGCUGCACUACCUGGGCAUCAAGCCGUGGCUGUGCUUCCGCGACUACGACUGCAACUGGAACGUGCCGUCGCUGCGCCAGUUCGCCAACGACGAGGCGCACGCGCGGUGGUGGACGGUGCACGACCGGAUAGCGCCGAGGGAGCUCGCCACCAAAUUCUGCGCGAUUCCGGGGAGGCAGAGGUCGGCUCUGGAGUAUGACCGGAGGCAGGCGGAGAUGGACAACGCCACAGACAUGCACUGGAGCCGUCCGAUCACUGACCCAAGGAACACCCAACAACUCUUGUUGUCAAUGCCACCUACCGCUUGA